AUGGCGGCUUGUGCGUUACGCCGUGGUUUGUUGAGCACUGUCAGUAAAUACAACAAGAAACAUACACAGAGAAUACUGAGUGUCGUUGACAGCAGCAGCGGGUUUGAGGUUAACAGACCGCGGUUACAAUGCCGAGCCUGUGGACUGCCUGGCGGUGUUCAGCAGAGGAGGUUCAUGUCGUCACGGAACAGGCCUGAAGGGAAGAUUCUGGAGACAGUAGGAGUGUUUGAGGCUGUGAAGCAGCACGGCAAAUAUGAAACAGGACAGCUGUUUCUCCACAGUGUGUUUGGCUACAGAGGCAUCGUCUUGUUUCCUUGGCACGCCCGACUCUAUGACAGAGACAUCACCCCUCCCAUGUCUGACAGCAAACCUGAGCCCCCAGGAGCCCACGGCUCCAAGGAGGUGAAGGGGAAGACUCACACCUACUACCAAGUCCUGAUUGACACUAGGGACUGCCCUCACAUAUCUCAGAGGUCCCAGACGGAGGCAGUGACAUUUCUGGCCAACCAUGAUGACAGCAGAGCCCUGUACGCUAUCCCAGGUCUGGACUAUGUGAGCCAUGAAGACAUCCUGCCCUAUAACUCUGCAGAGCAGGCCCCCAUUCAGCACGAGCUGUUUGAGCGCUUCCUCAUGUACAACCCUGCCAAGUCUCCUCCGUUCACGGCCAGAGACACCCUGAAGGCGUGGCAGGAGAAGAACCACCCCUGGCUGGAGCUCUCAGACGUCCACAGGGAAACCACCGAGAACAUCCGAGUAACCGUCAUCCCCUUCUACAUGGGCAUGAGGGAGGCCCAGAACUCCCAUGUUUACUGGUGGCGGUACUGUAUCCGUCUGGAGAACAUGGGCAACGAGGUGGUUCAGCUGAGAGAGAGGCACUGGAGGAUCUUCAGCCUGUCAGGAACUCUGGAGACGGUCCGAGGACGAGGAGUCGUAGGCAGGGAGCCGGUGUUGUCUAAAGAACAGCCAGCCUUUCAGUACAGCAGCCAUGUGUCUCUACAAGCCCCCAGUGGUCAUAUGUGGGGGACGUUUCGUAUUGAAAGGACUGACGGCUCCCACUUCGACGUUCGCAUUCCUCCUUUCUCCCUGGAGAGCAACAAAGACGACAAAGCACCCCCCGCAGGCUACACGUUUUAACUGCGAGUAGUCACCUCCCACCUGUGAGGCCCCCGGACGCGGUCAGUCCUGGUCCUGGUCCUGGUCCUGUCUGGGUUGUCUAGAAUUGUUCUCCUCCUGUAACGUUGCCUCAGCCUUCAGCAUAAGACUAGCGUGAGUCAGGUUAUGCAAAGGGAAAAUAUAGCAUUGUCUAGAGCAUCCAAAUGCAGGCCCACCUUGCCUUUUUCUGCCAGAGUGCACCCAACAGCAGUAUGUCAUUGAUUAAAUCAUAUAGGGUAGAACCAUUAUUGGCAGUCCUCUGCGUCUUCACUCCAUGUUGUUUUGAAGAGACAUGCACAGUCUAGUGGAAGAGAAUUGGGAGGUAGGGAGGGGAGUUAAUGUUGCCAAGCUGAGCUGGACAUGUUGUGCAUCCAAUAGUUGAAAUAUUGACCAAGCUGUUUUUAUAUUGGGAGUGUUUCCUGCUGAGCUCUGGGUUCAUUAAAAGAGCAACAGCUCCAGCUUAGCUUUAUACUGAGGCCUCAGUCAACAAGUAAGCCAUCACUUAAACUACAUGUUUCAAACUCCUCCUUCCUUGAUGAUGAUCUUGUUUGAAUUUAUGAAAACAUGACAUUACUUUUAUCCUGGACCUUAUUUUCCUGUUAUGUUUUUUAAAAAAAAUGAUAGUACUGCCCUAUCACACUUUAGUUAUUUCAGUCGUCGGUGGGCCACUUACGUGAGGGAAAUCGGAUUGAAUUCUGAGCUGGUUACAGUGCUGAAGUAUUUGUUUUGCUGUUUUACAACAGAAGUAAAGUGGAUGGAAUUGGGGUUUGUUUGACACUGAUCAGCAGAAAAAAGACUCAAAUGUCAAAAUGAAAUAAAAUCUCUACAAAUGGUCUUAAGUAGAAAAUAUAAAACACAAUCAUUUUUACGUUCACCCCCUUCAUGUAUUUAUUUUGUAGAUGCCCGUUUGGCAAUAAUUAUAGCCUUCCACAGUCUGCGAACUUCUCCACUUCAGAACAUUAGUGUUGUGGUUCUGAAGCCUUCCAGGGCCUCCUGACGCGUCCCCAUAGCAUGAUGCUGCCACCGCCAGCCUGUAUACCACGUUCACGUCACGUGGGCUGGAUGGCAGAGAUGGAAAUGUUCUUAUGUUAAUGACUUGCGAGCGUUCACGUCAUCAAGAUGGUUGUAUGAUUAGAGUUGGUUGUUUGAGGAUUAAAAAUACUGCUCAUUGACAAUAUAACACUAUUUAUUAAAGUAUGUUCUGUAUUAUUCUUAAAUAUUAUUAUUAUUAUUAUUAUUAAGCCCAAAGUCGGCUGUACGAGAUUUCAGAAAAGUGUUUCCCAGUUGUAAUUACAACAUGGAUUUUAAUGUGAAUGCUAUUUACAAGUUAGAAAUUACGAUAACUCCCAUAAGAUGUGAAUGCAGCGUUAAUAUGGGAAUGGUGUUGUUCUUUUUGUUUGGGGGGGGGCACACGGGACUUAGCUGUACUCAGUAGUGUUCAGUGUCAAAUGUUCUUGAAUCCUUCCUCUGAGUGGUAAUUUGUGGUAAACCCGUCACAGACUUGUGUGACUGCCAGGAGCGAGAGAAACCAGCCAUCGAACCUUCCAGUUACAGAUGUGUUUAACCCUACAAUCACUUGUCACACCUCGACUACACACUGAUGUCUACUCAAAUGAUAAUGCAACUUAUGAAAACAGUUAGCUGCUCCAGCUAUAAUGUAGGUGUGACACUGUAAGGGAUUGUGAAUACUUAAACCAUCAGUUAUCUAGUAAUUCUAAUUUUAAUACUUAAUUUAGAUCAUUUUUGCACUUGGUUCCCCUUUGACAUUUAAGUCCCAUUCUCUUGAUCAGUGCUUCAGAAACUACAUGAUUACAUUACACUGUGAUUUAAAUGUUGUGAAAGAUUCGAACUAAAAAAAGUUAAGCGGGCUGAAUACUUUUUAUAAGCAGUGAACUAUAUGUGUUGACAGCCAAAAAAGGAAUCCUUUGCUGAAGAGGAGGUGAGGGUCAGGUCAGUUGUCUUUUGAAUAACAAAUGCAGUAUAAUUAAACUAAAUUGUUGGCAGCCAGUAUUGUGGCUAAGAGGAGUGUGUGUGUCUGUGUGUGAGAAACGUCUACCUUCACUGCAGUCUGCUCUCUGUAAAAAGCUGAAUGAUGUCUUCAUCCUGUGCACACAUGCUGGAUGUCUUUCGUUAAGGCUGACUGUUUGACUUUGCAAGCUCUGUGACAAGAAAAGUUAUCAGCCUGAACUUUCUCUCUGGUAAAGUGGGGAAAGAAACCAACAUCUUGGUUUUGAUAAGUGAUUUGAAGUAACUGUGAUGGUUGAAAUACUACUGUAAAUAGAGAUGUAAUUAAAGGCAAAACUAAUAAAUAUACCUUUUUGAAAAAUA
This is a messenger RNA of Siniperca chuatsi (mandarin fish), 3480 nucleotides long. It is a transcript of the gene poldip2, whose product is annotated as polymerase (DNA-directed), delta interacting protein 2. Gene Ontology annotation, molecular function: DNA binding. Bases 1 to 1134 code for a protein of 377 amino acids. The record is from RefSeq and is a predicted model, not a curated record. Gene Ontology annotation, cellular component: mitochondrial nucleoid; nucleus. NCBI's taxonomy places the organism in Eukaryota, Metazoa, Chordata, Actinopteri, Centrarchiformes, Sinipercidae. The transcript is spliced from 11 exons. Gene Ontology annotation, biological process: error-free translesion synthesis.